Molecule: messenger RNA, 10694 nt
Organism: Rhagoletis pomonella (apple maggot)
Lineage: Eukaryota; Metazoa; Arthropoda; Insecta; Diptera; Tephritidae
Product: cubilin homolog
Molecular function (GO): calcium ion binding
Source: RefSeq, a predicted model, not a curated record
GUGGAUCGAUUUCUUUUAGGUGUAACAUUCAUAUACUAAAAGUGAUUAUGGUAAACUGUGCCAAAAUUAAUAUGUGGAUAAUUUACAAGAUUUCAAAAACGAUACUGCUGAUGACAAUUGUGGGCGCGAUUAACAAUGCCGCUGAAAACUACAAUGAACAACCACAAUUUCAAACUGAUAGCGGAAAAUUAAUUAUUCGAUCAGUACCAUCCCGAAAUAUAACAUUUCGCGUGAAAGGUGAAGGAUGUAUUUUCAUUAAUUCAGUUGAUAUACUCAAUCUUGUGAAAAAUAAAGAUGCAAAGCUACGCCCACUUAAUCAGGAUGUGUUAACUACAAAGAGCGUUCGGUCACUCUUGGAAUCGUUCAAAGAAGAUUUGCACAUUCUAGGAGCACGAUUCUCAUUUUUACAAAAUCGGACCAGAGGCCGCGCACAGACAUUAAAUAUCCGUCGUAGUUUGGGGAGGGUACGGCGAGUUCUUAGCCGUGCCACGCAAAUCGAAAAUAAUCUGAUAAUAAAUGAGUGCCAGGACGUAGACGGAAACUCUACCCGAUGUAAGAAUAGCGGUACUUGUUACGACGGCUACAAAGAUUUCCACUGUGAAUGCCCAAACGGAUGGACGCUGCUCGUGCCGCAAUGGUUUUUAUGGCUCUCACUGCCGAAUGCGCAAGGCCAGUUGCGAGGAGGCCGCCAGUGGAGAAUUAUGUGGCCAUGGAACUUGCGUUCAAGCGAAUAAUGAUGCUGGAUACGCUUGCAUUUGCGAUCAGGGGUGGAGCAAAAAUCAAGUGGUUCCAGAAGCCGUAUGCAAUAUUGACGUAAACGAGUGUAAUGAUACAACUAAUCCAUGCCACAGUGAAUGCACAAAUUUACCAGGUAGUUUUAAGUGCAAUCCAUGCCCGACUGGCUACACCGGAAAUGGAAUUUCUUGCUCAGAUAUUGAUGAGUGCUCUAUUAAUAAUGGCGGCUGCAGUAUACAACCUAAAGUGUCAUGUAUUAAUACUGAGGGAUCAUACCAUUGUAGCAGCUGCCCCGCGGGUUGGGAAGGUAAUGGUAAACUUUGUGAGAGCAACGCACCCGAAAGUUGCGAAUCCAAUAAUGUAUGCUAUGACAAAGCGAAAUGCGAUUACGUAUCAAAUACUGUUGUAUGCACCUGCCCUCCCGGUAUGUACGGUCAUGGGUUUGGUGUCGAAGGUUGCAGUGUAUCAACGUCAACAAAUCUCUGCGCAAAUCAUACUUGUCAGAAUAACGGUACGUGCGAAGUGCUAGGUGGUGGCACGCGAUGCAUCUGUACUCACGGAUAUAUGGGUCCCACAUGUGAUCAACCGGAUGCCUGCCACUCUAAACCGUGUCUCAAUGGUGGAACUUGCACUCUGACGAUAAGCAAUAAAUACCGAUGUGCAUGCCCUCGCGGUACAACCGGCCCGGACUGUGAAAUCGUUCGAAAUAUUUGUGGAUCGAUAAUUCGACAACCUUCUGGAUCUUUGUCAUAUCCACCUGAUGAGAGCAGUUAUUUGCCGAACGAACGAUGCGCAUGGAUAAUUCGCACCGAUGAAGCACUCAUUUUGAAUAUAACACUUGUUAGGUUUGAUUUGGAAGCAUCUUCAGACUGUAAUAAAGAUUGGCUUCAACUCCAUGACGGUCGAUCGCUGGCUUCUCGGCUAAUAGGUCGCUUUUGUGGUAAUUCUUUGCCUUUGGGCGGAAAUAUACAAACUUCACAGAACGCCUUGUUUUUCUGGUUUCGGUCGGAUAAUGAGACAAAUGGAGCCGGAUUUAAUAUUACGUGGAGAUCAUCGGUUUAUAUUUGUGGAGGAGUGGUAGAUUUAGAAGGAGAGGCAAAUGGAAUAAUACGAUCUCCAGGUUAUCCGGGAAAAACACCACCAAAUCGAGAUUGUGAAUGGCAACUUAAGGCUCCUUUCGGCCAGAGGCUUUUGUUAAGAUUUUUCGAUAUUAACUUAGGUAGUGCCAGAGACAAUAACUGUACCCGAGAUACAUUAAAGGCAAGUACACUAAAAGUCUAUGAUUCCGAUCUCUUAUUAAGAUCCGUGUGUGAACCUUCACUCAUCGAGCCAAUACACUCUUCGUCAAACACCAUCCACUUACAACUUCAUACAGAUUCUUUCGGAAUAGACAGCUCUUUUCAAUUGCAUUAUGAAGUUGUGCCGAGUGCACCCAACUGUGGCGGCGUCUUCACGGAACCAUCAGGGACCAUUGCAGGCUACAUCAAUGGACGUGUAUGCUCGUAUUUAAUACGUCAACCAAUCGACACUAAAAUUAAGUUGGAAUUCACAGACUUUCAUCUGCUAAGGUCUGAAAGUUGUUUCUUACAAAAAGUCGAAGUUUUUGACGGAGCUUCCGAUGAUAGCAACCUCUUAAAGCGUCUUUGUGGCAAUCAAAAGGAACUCGAGCCUAUAACAUCUAGAGGCAACGUCAUACUAAUACGUUACGAAUAUGUUUUGCCAUCAAUUAACUUACCUAUGAAAUUCGAGUUGAAAUAUACAAGAGUUUGCGACAGUGAACUAGACAGCGCUGAUGAUGGCAUUUUCACAACACCAAACUACCCCAAUUCCUAUUAUGAACACAUGGAAUGUACUUUUACCAUACGUGGACCUGUGAACUCCGUUGUACACAUAAAUUUUACUGAUUUUUCGAUAAGCAAAAAAGAUGACAGUCCUGAAUUUGGUAGCCCCUCCUCUAAGGCACUGGAUAAUUCUACACCCAUAACUGGCGGCGAAAGUUUUGUUGAUGUAUAUGUAUCGAAAGAUAUUAGACAGCGAUAUUAUGAAGGUACAUACCUUCAUCUUGUAUCGGAGAAAAAUGUGAUGCGUGUAACAUUUCAUGGAGGUACAAAUCAACAAAAAGCCCGCGGAAUUCGUGUUGAAUACUAUUUUCAGGAAAUGAAAUGUGGAGGUGUUCUCACUGGAGAAAGCGGUCAUUUUUCUCAUGAAGGUGUAGCAGGGCCUUCGGAGGAGAACUGUGAAUGGAUUAUCGAAGCGUCAAAAGGAAAAAAUAUUCAACUAAAUUUACACUUGUGGCGUUGGAAUAUUAUUAAAUGCAGUCAAGAAGAUGUAGAUGUUGAUGUAUAUUCAAAUGAUACCUCCACCGGUUCGCAACUUUUAUUAAGUUCUUGUGGUCAAAUCAAAGAAAUCAAUGAGACAUUUCAUGUUAAUACAAUGACUGUAUUCUUGCAUUUGAGGCGCAAUAUAAACACCAUGUUAGAAAUCACCGCAAGCUUUAAACUAGUUGAUAACAAAGAAGCCUGCGGCGGAAAUUUCACGGCGCGUUAUGGGGUUAUCAAAACCCCAUCUUGGCCAAAACUUUACGACAACUCAAUGGAUUGUACUUGGACAAUUAACGCUCCUAUGGGUCGUAAAAUUGAGCUUGCCAUACAAAAUUUUAGUGUGGAAACUACUUCUAAAAAUUGCCACGAUGACUAUUUGGAAAUACGAAAUGGUGGGAGUGAAACAUCACCUUUAAUUGGUAAAUACUGUGGAAGUAGUAUACCAGCACGCGUACCAUCCUUUGCAAACCAUCUUUAUUUGCAUUUUGUGUCUGACUCGCGCAUCUCCGACGCAGGAUUUUACAUUAUAUGGCAGCAAACGGAGACGGGUUGUGGAGGUAAACUUAACUCGUACCAGGGUUCAAUACAUUCGCCACAUAAUGAUGAUGUUAGCGCCGGCACAGUAUCGUGUGAUUGGCAAAUAACGGUUUCUCACGGUUCUACAAUUAAAAUUAAUAUUACAAGCUUUGAGGAGCGCUCGUAUUUAUGCGGUCAGAAUUUUCUAAAGGUAUAUGACGGAAUAACCGUUAACAGUCCUCAAAUUGAUUUCACGUGUGGGAACAACAAAAAUAAAGUUCAACUAAAAACUUCAGCAAAUCAGGCUUUAAUAAUUUAUAAUUUCGCCGAUAACGAAGUUGAAAGUGGAUUGCGGUUCUUCAUCGAUUACGAGAGCAAUUGUAAUGUCAAGCUUGAUAACUUACGUGGUGUGAUUGAGUCGCCGAACUUCCCUGAUAAUUACCCUCCAAAUCUGAAUUGUUUCUGGGAUAUACAAAGCGGGAAAAAAAACAAAUUUCAAAUAAUAUUUUCCCAUUUGGACAUUGAAAUUCGAGACCAAUCUUGCGAUUUUGACUAUUUGGAUAUCUUUGAUUUACAAAACGACGACGUACUCUCCAAACAGCACUUAUGUUCGAAUCCCCGCAAAGCUAUAAUUACGGAAGGUAAUCGAUUCCAAAUAAAAUUUGUCACCGAUUACUCUGAACAUGCAAAGGGGUUUCGCCUGGAAUAUAAGAGGAUUGGUUGUGGGGAACAUUUAUCGGGAAAUUAUGGCGUUAUAAAGACGCCUAAUGCCCCUUACAGCAUUGACAUGAGUUGUGAUUGGUACAUCGAGGUUGCAGCUGGCAAAAAAGUUGUCCUUAACUUUGAUGAUAUUCACAUCGAAUCAGCACGAGAUGACUGCACUGAGGAUGGUAUUAUUGUUUCAGAGGAAAAAAAUUCUACCAAUUAUCUUCUAAGGGAGUGUCGAAUAGAUCAAGUGCCUGUUACCAUUACAUCACAAGCGAAUCACUUAUACGUUCAUUUUUAUACAAGUAGUUUUCGCUCAAGAAAAUAUAUUUCCGGAACUUAUAAUGCACGAGACUCCUCUUGUGGUGGCAUUUUCCGUGGCAACAGUGGCCAUAUAUCAUAUCCGCCGCAUGUCGAUGCAUCUAGUCUCAAUUUGGAGUGUGUAUGGCUAAUCAAUGUUGAGAGUAGUUACGCAAUGAAUAUAGUAUUCGAGCACUUCAAUAUAAGCUGCGAUGAUACAUUUUUGGGGUUUUUCAAAGUGAUUGACGAUUCCGAGGAACUCAUAGAAAAGACUUGUGGCGAUACAUUGCCAACAAGUAGAAUGAUUCAGGGCAAUAGUCUGAAAGUUAUAUACAAAAGGAGCGCCGCUGGAUGGGGAUCAUUUUCAUUUAAAUUCAAAAAGACUUGUGGAGGAUAUCUGAAGGACUCUUACGGUUAUCUGAAGUCUCGAUUAGAGGAAGAUUGCGUAUGGAAAAUUGACUCCGAAGGCACACAAAUUUUCUUGGAUAUAUUACAAUUAGAGUGUUUCUGCUCAAAGGCGUCUAAUUGUAAAAAUGGUUUGAGACUAAUAAAUGGAAAUGAUAAAAGCGCGCUAAACCAGUUUUGCGAAAAUCAUAGAUCCAACAUCGUUUUGCCCACAAACUCUUUGGAAGUACACGCUUCGCAAAUCGAAUUUACGGCCAAAUAUAGCGUAACACAAAAUUCUUGCGGAGGCAUACUUACGUCUUUGCGGGGCAUAUUGACCUCCCCUCUCUACCCGCAAUCUUAUCCAUCUAAUGUAGAAUGUGUGUGGGAAAUUAAAGCUGCGGCUGGCAAUAAUAUAGAGUUGGAUGUCCAAGAAUUGGAUAUCAGAUCUUCAGAGAACUGCAACCAAGAUUUUCUAGAGGUACGUCAGGACAAUGAACGUGGUAGGAUGCUUCGUUUAUAUUGCUCCAACGAUACAGGGACGGACAAAAUAGUCACAUUUGAGAAAAUGUGGAUCAAGUUCCGUACUAUUGUAGGAAGCACAGGCGCUGGGUUCAAGUUGGCAUGGAAUUAUGGAAUCGCCACCUUUAAUUUCCGCUCGUAACGACGAGGCUUAUACCUGGAGAAUUCUACAGAGCAGGGGGAAUUUUAUUUGCAUCAACUUUAAAGAGUAUAACGGCGGCUUGAAGCUGUAUGAUGGUUUUGAUGACACGGCUUUGGAAAUACCUAUCCAAUUAUCGCCUUGGCAAUAUACAUCCAGUAGCAACGUUUUGUAUUUAGUCAGUUGUAAUAGUGAGCUAGAGCCUUUCAAAAUCGAUUGGAAAACUGUCAAUAACAGUGUCACACAAACCAAUCUGUCCAGAAGUGAUUGCGCUAAGACUUUUGUCUUAAAUUAUAACAACCGCCUUAAUAUUUCUUCGCCUGGGUAUCCAAAUGGCUAUGCUAAUGACUUGGACUGUACAUGGAUCAUAAAACCAGAAGAUGCUACCGAGCAUAUUUUGCUGAGUUUAUAUGAGGUUAAACUUGAGGCUUACGGGGAAUCAGAUUAUUUGCGUAUCCUAACAUCUCAUAAUUUAAGAGAUUGGCAUAAGGAAUUGGAUAUUUCUGAUAGCAAAGACAUGUCUAUUAGUCCUGUUAAAGUUGUUGAAGGCACGCCUUAUUUAAAACUUGUACUACAUACGGAUUCCAGUGUUAAUCGCACGGGAUUCACUUCGUUGGCAAAGACUGUUUGCGGUUCUAACAUGACCGGGCUUACAGGACAUAUAUUGGCGAAAAAUGUAAUGCGCUCCCGGAGCUCGAACUCCUAUUGUAUAUGGCAUAUUGAAGUCCCUACUGGUAAAAGGAUCGCCCUUACUUUUGAUUUCGGAACAAAUUUUGUGCCCACAUCUCAAACUUGCCGACAAUAUGCGGUAGUUUACGACGGAUUCGAUGACAAUGCGCGAAUAUUAUCGCCUGGGCGCAUAUGCAACCAAGCAGGUCGUAACGUUAAAAGCUUAGAAUCUUCAACUAGCCGCUUAACCAUUAAAUAUAAUCUAAACUGGACCAAUGCCUUUGAGAAAGAUUUUGACUUCAAUCUGACUUAUCAACAAGUCGGUGAUUGUGAUACCCAAUUACAACUAACACAUUAUCUAAGAUCAGCUAACAUUAGCUCGCCUAAUUAUCCCAACGUACCCAAUCCACACACAGAGUGCAAUUGGAUUAUAAUAGGUCCUGUGGGCGAAACGUUGCAAGCUGAAUUUUUGGACCAUUUCAGUAUGAAUACUCGGUUUUGUGACAAAGAAUUCAUAGAAAUUUUUGAUGGCUCGACUGAGUUGUCACGAAGUUUGGGACAUUUCUGCACAAAGCCCAAUGUAAUUCGAUCUACCGGAAAUAUUCUUCGUUUUCAUUAUUUAACCGAUAUAAGCGAGCCUCGGAGUGGCUUUCUUUUGAAUGUAUCUAUUUCCAGCUGUGGCGGUACCUAUACAGAUGUAGCUGGGGACAUUACAUCACAUGGUUACCCGGCGCUUGGGUCCUAUCCAAAGCCAGCCGUUUGCGAUUAUACUAUAAAAAUGCCCUACAGAUCACGAAUGCGGUUAAAUUUCAGUGACAUUGAUUUGCCAUACAAAAAUAAUAAUUUGAAUCGGUCAGAUCGUAUAGAAGUUGUCACGAUAAGCGAUAAUCCUGAAAUAAUAACGGUUUUAUACGGAAAUUUCACAACAAUGCCAGUAUUAGAAAUUGAUACAAAUGCAGUAACGCUGCGCUUUAUAACUUUCCAAGAAAGCAAUUUGUAUCGGGGAUUUAAGUUAAGAUUCCAGCGUUUAUAUGGUCUUUGUUUCCGCGAGGUUGAAAACGAUGCUGGUGUAUUGUCAUUGAACAUGCUUGAUCGGGUCCCAAUUUAUGUCUCCUGCAGAUGGAAGAUCAAAGUUCCAAAAGGACAGCGAGUGACUUUCGAGUUUCAAAAAGUCGAAGCUCAGAGUGUUGCUAAUAAUACAGAACGAUUUCUACAACGAACACUUCCAUACAGAAGUACUUUGACAACAAAAAUUUCAUUUUACAAUGAUCCUGAUAUGCUUUCAAAAAUUACCGAAGUGGAUAUUGAUAAUUUCAACUUUUCUGAGAGAAUUUUCUCCUCGGACAACUACAUGUAUGUGCGUAUAGAUCUUAAUCGCCGCAUGUCUUCAAUACGGACACUACAAGCACGAUACAGCUCCAGCGAUGAAUCUCCCUGUCCACCCGAUAUCAACGAACAGGCGUCUGGAUCUGUCGACACAAACCGAUUGUCUACAAACGUCAACUUCUUUUGCACAACUAGAUUCAUAUUGAGUGGAUUUGAAACAAUAACCUUUGAGAUCAAAGAGCUUGUGGUUUACCGAAAUAAUACAUUUAAUAACCCAUAUGCCAUUCGUUUCAGUGAUGAAAGUUUACUAAUGCCGUAUAAGACGGUAUUUAUGAAUGCAAUUGGUACAACGGUAUCCUUAUCUUCCAAGGGUGGCAUGCUUACAAUGCUACAAAAUGAUAAUGUUAAAAUUAAACGCUUUUCGGCAGAGUUCCAUCGCCAUUCGUGCGGAGGAAGUUUUUACUUAAUAGAAGCUUUCGAAAUAGUAUUUCCUCCCAAAAAUUUUGUUCAUGGCGGGGAUGAAAGUCAUAUCGAAUGUGCUUGGACGAUUAGAGGAGCUUCCGAAAGUCAACCUUAUAAGCUCUUUGGUAAUAUUAGCCUGAAUGAGGACUGUAGCAAGGAAUUUAUCGCCAUUCAUUCUGGUAUGACUCCGGAACUUCCACUUAUCUCAAAAAUUUGCAACAAUUCAACUGAGCUUAAUUCGGGAAUCGAUAUAAAAAAGCAUUUAACUACAAUUUUAUAUCACUCCAGCGAAAUAAGGCCAAGCUCGUCAUUCAAAAUAACGGCAGAAGCUUCCAUUGCUUGUGGAACUAAAAAGACGGUUUUUAUUAACUCUCCAGCGGUAAUAAUGGAUUCUAAGAUAUACAAAAGUAAUAUGGAAUGCAGUUGGGAAUUUGAAGCAAGCUCAGGAUUUUAUAUGUCUGUGGAGUUCCUGGGAAGAUUCUUUAUAGAGAAAUCCGCAAAUUGUUCAAAGGACUAUCUUGAAAUAUAUUCUUAUGAAGGUGCAGUUUGGCAACCAAAGGAACGCUUUUGUGGUCGAGAUGUUCCUAGUACGUACAACGCCACAUCACAGCGUAUAUUAAUUGUGUUCCGCACAGACAACGAGACGACGGGAGAUGGAUUCACGUUCCGAGUAUCAUCGUCCUGUACCGCCACUUUCAAUGUUACCAACCACCUGCAAUUAAUACGAUCUCCUGACAUAGACAUCACACAAUACUCUAGGUUUGGCUGCAUAUAUACCUUUGUAUCGAACUCAGAUAGUGCGAUAAGUUUACAAGUGAGGAAUAGUGUAUAUAGAGAUAGUUUUAGGCCUAUCUACAGGAAUAGAUUGUGUAUGUUGAGUUUCACAGCAUACAAGAAGGGAGAAGACGGAAACGAAAUCAGAGCUGGCGAAUACUGCGAAGGAGCAGAAUUAAUUGAGAAUAGGUAUUUGCGUUUAGUAUUUAACAGAGCUUACGAAGGUUUCCAAAUCGCGUACCAAUUGAAUUCAUGUGGCGGAAACAUCACCCAAUCCACAACUAUUCGUUCUUUAUCGGCUACAAACGGCAAUAGUGGCAAUGAUUUUGUAUAUGCUGACAACAUGAACUGCGUGUGGAAUAUCGUGGCACCACCGGACCAUUCUAUAUUAGUGCGAUUUAUAUAUUUCGACAUGGAAAAACAUGAUAAGUGCUUUUAUGAUUUCGUAGCCAUUUACUCAGGAUCUUCACCAAGGAACGAAAACGAACUCGUUAAGCUUUGUGGUAAUUUAAGUGCAGAUCCGCCGCUGGUUUUAGUCGAUGAUAACCAUGCCUUUAUUACGGCUGUGUCCGAUACUAGUUACGCGAAAAAGGGCUUCCAAGCUGACGUCGUCUUCGUGCGCAACUGUAAUGAACGCAUUGGAUUGACCAACGAAGACUCAAUUGCACAAACACUUGUAAUGGUUAGAAAUUACACAGUGAACCCAGCUGAAGAACUUCAUUGUCAAAUUCAUGUAACAGCUCCGGAGAGUUUUAGGGUCACAGUUCAAAUAAGAAAGCUGAAUAUUAAUCCAACCCAAUGUCUGGAUGAAUCAUGUGUGCAAUGUAAUUACUUGGAGGUUAUGGAACCUGCGGAAAAAGGUGAUACGUCCUUGUCCGUGGGGAAAUUUUGCAAAGAUAACGAUGGGAAUAGAAAGUUGAUAACUUCCAAUGAGCAUGCGUUAUUACAACUAAGUUUUCUAAAGCAGGGGAACUACACACUUGAAAUCGUUCUCGAAAUCAAAAAAUCUGUUUGUGGUGGACGAAAUGAGCUAGAACUUCUUCCAGAAAAGGUUCUAACAAUAAACUUUCCACCUGAUGGGCCAGAAUAUCCACCGAAUGUUCAUUGCAAAUGGCGAAUCAAAUCAGAAACCAAUUUUCAAAUCCACUUUGAAAACAUGCUCCUGCAAAAUCCAUCGGUCGAGACUGGUAAAUGCCUUGAUUUUCUACGGAUAAAUCAGGAUACGGUGACUGAAAGCUAUUGCGGAAACGUCACAGGAUUUACCAAGUCCUUGAGUAUAUUUCAAAGUCAUCAGAAUGCUUAUACAGAUUUAACUUUUCACAGCGAUGAUUCCGUCCAGGCAAAAGGUUUUAACAUAACCCUUUCGAGUCAACAACCUUGUAAUCGCACUUAUACGAAGCUUAGUGAGUUUAUAGAAUUUAAACCGACUAGAAAUUCGAGUCCAACGUGCUAUGAAGUUAUACAAAUACCUGAUGAAUACUCAAUCAACUUACAUAUUCUCUUGACCACAUCAAACUAUAUGCGGUGGAAUUGCUCGCACCCAAAUCUCCAGAUAAACGAUACUGUAACUAACACAAAUCUGAGGACGCAAUGCAUUUCAUAUUUCCACGAAGAUCGUCUUCACACAAACACAAGCGAAGUUAGAUUAUACGUCAGUCUUUUGGAAAGUUUCCAAAUGUUUUACUUUGCCAGUCGAAAGACUUUAGAACCGGGUUGCGGUGGUGAGAUAUUUACAGUUGAGGGUUCUAUUUCGAGCCCCUCUUAUGAACAUCGGAAUUUCUCUGAGUGUCGUUGGAAUAUUGCAGUGCCAGAACCGAAUCGCAUCGAAAUUGUUUUUACAA